AUGGCUGAAGGUAACAACGCCGUCGCUGAAACCCCUCAAAACAUGACCAUUUACAUCAACAACCUCAACGAAAAAAUCAAAAUCGAAGAGUUGAAGAAGUCUUUGCACGCUGUUUUCAGCCAGUUUGGGAAGAUACUUGAGGUGUUGGCUUUCAAGACACUGAAACAUAAGGGUCAAGCUUGGGUGAUUUUUGAAGAUGUUCCUUCUGCUUCCAAUGCGCUUAGGCAAAUGCAAGGUUUCCCCUUCUAUGAUAAGCCCAUGAGAAUACAGUAUGCCAGGACUAAAUCUGAUAUCAUAGCAAAAGCAGACGGUACUUUUGUUCCUCGUGAAAAACGGAAGAGACACGAUGACAAAGGCAAAAAACGAAAGGACCAAAACGAUGCUAAUUUAGCUGCAAUGGGAAUAAAUCCUGCUUAUUCUGGGGCUUACGGCACAACACCUGCUCUAUCCCAGAUACCUUAUCCAGGCGGUGCAAAAUCCAUGUUACCCGAGGCUCCUGCACCACCAAAUAAUAUUCUCUUUAUUCAGAAUCUUCCCAAUGAGACAACUCCUAUGAUGCUGCAAAUGCUCUUUCUUCAGUAUCCUGGAUUCAAAGAAGUUAGAAUGGUUGAAACAAAGCCGGGAAUUGCCUUUGUGGAAUAUGGGGACGAGAUGCAAUCCACAGUGGCUAUGCAGGCGCUGCAAAGUUUCAAAAUAACCCCACAAAACCCUAUGCUGAUAACUUAUGCAAAGAAAUAG
Molecule: messenger RNA, 738 nt
Organism: Vicia faba (fava bean)
Lineage: Eukaryota; Viridiplantae; Streptophyta; Magnoliopsida; Fabales; Fabaceae
Source: the annotation of a GenBank genome assembly